Messenger RNA from Fusarium fujikuroi IMI 58289, 1176 nucleotides. Its product is annotated as related to transaminase type I. Bases 1 to 1176 code for a protein of 391 amino acids. Gene Ontology annotation, biological process: biosynthetic process. Gene Ontology annotation, molecular function: pyridoxal phosphate binding; catalytic activity. Lineage: Eukaryota; Fungi; Ascomycota; Sordariomycetes; Hypocreales; Nectriaceae. The transcript has 5 exons. The record is from RefSeq and is a predicted model, not a curated record.
AUGCACGAUAUUCCAGAGUUUGAGCUGGAUCGAGUUGCUCGCAGCUACGGUCCCAGAGCAAAGAUCGCCUUACAUGGGUCUGCACCACAUGCCCUCUCCCUCGACAACCUUCGAGGUCUCUCCUCCACCAAACUCAGUCCGAUCGAAACCAACAUCCCACUUUCCUAUGCCCCGUCCCUCGGAUCAGUCGAGCUGCGCAAACGCGUUGCAGAGAUCUAUUCGACCGAAAGCGCACCACUGACAGAGGACAAUGUGAUCAUCACGCCUGGAUCAAUCAUGGCCAACUAUCUUGUGCUCAGCACGACAUGCACCAAAGGCGACCAUGUAAUCUGCCAGUUUCCGAAUUACGGCCCUUUGUAUCUCUUGCCCAAGUAUUUCGGCGCCGAAGUGGACUUUUGGGUCGGGAGAGAAGAGGAAUCGUGGAAUCCUGAUGUUGAGGAGCUCAGAGCACUCAUUCGGCCAACCACUAAAGCCAUCAUUCUAACAAAUCCGUGUAACCCGACAGGAACGGUUCUCGGCCAGGAGAUGCUAGAGCAGAUCAGAGAUCUGGCCAAGAAGCAUAACAUCGCAAUCUUUGGCGAUGAAGUCUUCCGUCCUCUGUUCCACGACAACUCUCAAAUUCCACCAUCCUUUGUCUCUCUAGGAUACAGCAACACCAUCACCACUGGAUCAGUCUCCAAGGCCUACUCACUCCCGGGUAUUCGCAUCGGCUGGAUAAUCUCACCCAAUCGAGAUAUCCUACAACGCAUCAUCGCAGCUCGGGACUACACGACUCUCAACGUUUCACGCAUCGACGAUGCCAUCGCUCUAUUCGCCUUAUCCCCCGAUGUGCUUCCUAAGAUCGUUGCACAGAUUCUGGAAACACAAGGCAAGAAUAUUGACCAGUAUGAUCAGUUUGUGAAGAGGAAUUCGGACAGAUGCAGAUGGGUUCGCCCGCGAGGUGGCGGAACGGCUUUUAUACACUUCUCUGGGCCAAACGGAAAAUCGAUUGAUGAGGUUGCGUUUGCAGAAAAGCUAAUUCAGGAUUUUGGGGUCGCUGUCAUUCCAGCCAGUGCUGGUUUUAGUGAGGAGGGAGUUGCUGAUUACAAGGGCUAUCUCCGUCUCAGUUUGGGACAGAGAGUGGAAGCAGUCGCCGAAGGACUCCGGGCGAUUCAGUUGGCUAUUCAAGACUUCUAG